CAGUUUAAUAUCUAGCUGCAUAUUUCUGUGGUUAUUUUAGCUGAAUAUGAGCGAAAUGCUUCGUGUUGUGGGGCGGAUAUUAGCCCCGAGGCUUUAGCGGAGGGGCAGUAAACAAGGCUCGCGCAGCAGCUGGUCGCAGCUCUGCACGUGUUGUUUACGCUUUUUAUUUUAUUUCACAGCGACACCGGGCCAGGAGACACGUGGCAUUUUACUCCUGCAUUGUUUUAUGGAUUAUUUCUGACGCCGAAUUUCCUGCAGGUCCUAUGCUCCGACUAAGGACCUCAGCAGAAGAAGAAAGUAGUUGUGAGAUUUCCCAGCUGAGACAAGCCGUGUUACAAAACAAUGACCGACUCCUCCAUGAGAUGCUCUGCCAAGAAGUCUACAAGAAGGUCAUCAACUGCCGCGGCGGCUGGGGCAUCGCGGGCACGCCUCUCCACGCCGCCGUGUCCAAAGGUCACCUCAGCUGCCUGCAGGUGCUGCUGGGCCACGGCGCCCUGGUAGACUGCGUGGACGUCAAGGCCCAGACGCCUCUGUUCGCCGCCGUCCGUGGGAAAUACCUGGACUGUGUGUUAGCGCUCCUCGGAGCCGGCGCCAACCCCAACGGGAACUCCUCCAAUAACUGCUCCCCCGUCCUGACCGCGGCCAGGGAGGGGGACGUGGAGAUACUGAAGCAGCUGCUGAAACACGGCGCCGAGGUCAACUCCCGCUCCAAAGUCUUACUGUGGACCUCCAGGGCCCGGGUGUCCAGCGGGCCGCUGUACCUGGCCGCCGUGUACGGACACAUGGAGUGUUUCAGACUGCUGCUGCUCUACGGAGCCGACCCGGACUACAACUGUACGGACGCAAAGCUGCUCAGCUCCAUCAAGCAGCCCAAGACGGUGCUGGAGAUGUGCCUGAGGCACGGCUGCGGCGUGGAGUUCAUCCAGCUGCUCAUCGACUUCGGUGCUAACGUCUACCUCCCCACGCUCAUCAUAGAGAAGUCCACCAAGCAGAACGAGGCCGUGGAGCUGCUGCUGGAGGAGAGAGGAAAUCCCAAGGCCUUGACCUCACAGUGCCGUCUGGCUGUCCGCAGAUACCUCAAAAAGAUCAACAGGAUCCAGUUCAUCGAGCAGCUGGACAUGCCAACAAGUCUCAUCAACUUCUUACAACACAAGCCAGUCCCCGCAACUCUUCUCUAGCAUCACGUCCUUCCUUUUUAUUUAACUCUGUGAACCAACUUUGUUUUAAGUCCUGUCUGUUUCAUGUGCUCUUUCUGUUCGCACUGAUUCUUAAGUGAAAACAUUAAAUGUGUGGAUACGUGA
Messenger RNA from Centropristis striata (black sea bass), 1301 nucleotides. RefSeq names its product ankyrin repeat and SOCS box protein 12-like. The transcript is spliced from 3 exons. The record is from RefSeq and is a predicted model, not a curated record. NCBI's taxonomy places the organism in Eukaryota, Metazoa, Chordata, Actinopteri, Perciformes, Serranidae. Gene Ontology annotation, molecular function: protein binding. Gene Ontology annotation, biological process: intracellular signal transduction; regulation of barbed-end actin filament capping. The coding region runs from base 264 to 1178 and encodes 304 amino acids. Gene Ontology annotation, cellular component: nucleus; cytoplasm.